AUGGCAGGGGGAGUUAUUAUUUCCGCCCCCGGGGCGGGCAAAAAUUACUCUGGGAAACUCACCACGUACGUGGUCUUGGCUUGUAUCAUUGGGGCUUCCGGUGGUCUCAUUUUUGGUUACGAUAUUGGUAUUUCUGGUGGAGUGACGUCUAUGAGUCCAUUUCUCAGCAAGUUCUUCCCUGCUGUAUACCUUCAGGAGACAGGUGAUACGUCUACGAAUCAGUACUGUAAAUUUGACAGUCAGAUUCUCACCUUGUUUACCUCCUCUCUGUACCUCGCUGCUCUGGUGUCUUCGCUCUGCGCGUCCACCGUCACCAGAAAACUUGGACGGAAGAUGUCCAUGUUUAUCGGAGGUUUGGUUUUCUUCUCCGGAGCUGCUAUCAAUGCAGGUGCUCAGAAUAUUGCUAUGCUAAUCAUCGGUAGAAUCUUACUCGGGUUCGGUGUUGGAUUCGGUAAUCAGUCUGUCCCACUCUACCUCUCGGAGAUGGCUCCUUACAAGUAUCGUGGUGCUCUCAACAUCGUUUUCCAACUGAUGACCACUCUGGGCAUCCUCUUCGCUAACAUUAUCAACUACUUCACAGCUCAGAUUAGUGGAGGUUGGGGUUGGCGUGUGAGUUUGGGCGGUGCCGCCGUCCCAGCUGCCAUUAUGGCUAUUGGAGCUAUUUUCCUCCCUGACACCCCAAAUUCCCUCAUUGAGCGAAACUUGAAAGAAGAGGCCAAAGAUAAGCUCCAACGCAUCCGUGGCACCCAAGACGUGACGGAAGAAUUUGAAGAUAUGGUAGCUGCCAGUGCUGCAUCAAAGAAAGUAGAACACCCAUGGAGAAACAUCUUGCAGCGCAAAUACAGACCCCACCUUACAAUGGCCAUCUGCAUCCCCUUCUUCCAACAAUUAACUGGCAUUAAUGUGAUCAUGUUCUACGCUCCCGUCCUGUUCAAUACAAUCGGUUUCGCUGCUGAUGCAUCCCUUAUGUCCGCGGUGAUCACUGGUGUUGUCAAUGUCAUCGCAACAAUCGUCUCCAUUGUGUUGUCCGAUAACUGGGGCAGAAGAAAGCUCUUCCUUGAGGGUGGAAUCCAAAUGUUUAUCUCUCAGAUCAUAGUGGCAAUUCUAAUUGGGGUAAAGUUUGGGGUGAAUGGGCAAGCGACUAUUUCCCACGGAUAUGCCAUUGCUUUGGUGUUCUUCAUCUGCGUCUAUGUGUCUGCCUUCGCGUGGUCAUGGGGUCCAUUGGCAUGGCUGGUACCGAGUGAAAUAUUCCCAUUGGAGAUAAGGUCGGCUGCGCAGAGUAUAAAUGUAGCAGUGAACAUGGUGUUCACCUUCAUCAUAGCGCAGGUGUUCUUAACGAUGCUUUGCCAUUUGAAGUUUGGACUCUUCCUCUUCUUCGCUGCUUGGGUGUUCAUAAUGACCAUCUUCAUCUACAUCUUGUUGCCGGAGACCAAGGGGGUUCCCAUUGAAGAGAUGUCAAGGGUGUGGAAGAAGCACUGGUAUUGGGGCCAAUACAUUCCUGAUGAGGAUGUAAUUGGAGGCAUCGAGUUGGAGACCGGUGACAAAGUAAAGAAUGUCGAUUGAUUUUUAUU
This is a messenger RNA of Telopea speciosissima, 1571 nucleotides long. Its product is annotated as sugar carrier protein C-like. Gene Ontology annotation, cellular component: membrane. The transcript has 4 exons. Lineage: Eukaryota; Viridiplantae; Streptophyta; Magnoliopsida; Proteales; Proteaceae. The record is from RefSeq and is a predicted model, not a curated record. The coding region runs from base 1 to 1563 and encodes 520 amino acids. Gene Ontology annotation, molecular function: monosaccharide transmembrane transporter activity. Gene Ontology annotation, biological process: monosaccharide transmembrane transport.